CUUCAAAUUGUCAGCCCGAAACGUUCCAAACCCUGGAAUAACUUCUUCACCGUCUCACAACUCUCUACAAAGUACUCGUCAACCCCAGAAGAGAAUAUACUUUGGGCGCGUUGCUUUGCCUAACCUCCGGUGUUCUCUCUCUUUUUCUUUCUUCUGUCGCCCAACUUAGCAGGCGUGUUGAUUUGCUUCAUAUUCCUCUAGGUCCUUACGUUCAUCUUCAACCGACAUCCCACAAAAAGUUGUUUUUGUCUUGAUCGGGUUGUCUGAUAUACUUGGGAUCUUAGAGACUGAGACGCAUAUGCAUUUGGAUACGAUACGGUAGCCGUGUCGCUGUAGUCCAUCGUAUUUUCUUUCAAAAUUGCGCACCAGUAUCGCAAAGCCAAUCCAUCCUUUUAUUCUAUUCUAUUCUAUUCUAUGGUAAGGUUAGCAUUACAGCCGUGAUGACGAGGGAGAGGAAAAAAGCUCCGGCGACGGCCCGCGGUGUACGGGCCCUAAACCGCCGUGUAAGGAUUGAGAAAACACAAAGGCAACAUGAUAACGCGUGGCGAGCGUUAAAUCCAUUAAAGGAACCGCCUAGGAUGAAGCAUAAGACAACCUUCGAAUUGGUCGAGAAUACCGACAAAAAGAAGAAGCUCGAGUUCAAGAUCACGAUCGAUCGACACCCACCUCCUGGCUUUGAAUUUGUUCCUGUUGGAUAUCCACAGUUGACGCAAAUGUGCAAAGAGUUUUCGAGAGAACAAGACGCCAUGAUAUUUAUUGUUUCAGACUCCAAGAACCCGGACAAUCUCGAUCACCAUGUAAACCGUGUCGGGUAUCAUUUUAGACAGAUGAUUGUUGACCAAGCUCGUUCGAAACUAGCAGCUACUGGACAAGCUGUCCAUAUCCCCCCAACCCGUAAACCUGGCGAACCUGAACCGAUACCAAAGAGCCAGGCAGAAAUUGAUGCUCAAGCAGAUGCGGUUCUAAGGGAUCUUUUCCCAAGAAUACCUAAUACCGAUCGACGCGAAAUUAUUCAGCAUGCGUUUCAAAAAGAUGGAAAAUUCCAUGGCGAGUCAAAAGUUGGCAUGGUUAAAGAGCUAACCCUAGCACGUCGGGUUCAACUUGCGGCGAUCGCUCACAUCAGGCACAAUCAUACGCGCUAUGAUGAGUUAUUAAAGGAAACUAACUGGCACAACGCCCGAAAAGCUGUAGAAAAGCCGUGUCUAGACGUCAUCGUCAAGUGGCGAGGCGACGAAGAGACCGGUCGUGACCAGCUUGAUGAGAUACUUCGUGAGGUCAUCGAAAUAUCUGACACCGAGGAUGAAUCCGAAGAUGAAUCUCCCAAUUCGGAGUCCAUACCACCCCGACGCGUUGUUAUGAUGCCCGCUAAUGCAUCGGCGGGGCCUAUGGCAGAGCUACAAGGUAAAGAAGCUGUUGACCCUGAGCGGCAAACCCAUUGUUCCACUCGCAGUCGCAGUCGCGGUCGUGAUCUAUCUAUUCCGAAUGUCCUUGGGCCGUCCAAGCAGAGAGCAAUAGCAAAGGCCGAGAAAAGAAGCGAUCGGAAGACGCAGCGUUUUAGGAGAUAUGCCGCCGCCGCCGAAGCUCUUGCAGGUUCGGCUGACCAGAGAGUCUAUGCUGAUGUCCCGCAUGUCGCUCCUUUUAGUGCUGUUCCAAUCGAUCUUACUAGAAGUCCGGGUUCUGCCCACUAUAUUGGCUCGAGUUGCGAGCCAAUAGGGGCGGCCCAUGGUACUCGUCGUAUUGAACACGUGCCGCGUCAUUCUGAAUUACGACCAGAUCGGCCGCAUUUCAGAGAUGGCCCCCUGAGGGAGAUGAUUACCAUCACUCAUGGUCUUCCUGAAACCGGUGAAUACGCGUCUCCUCAGCUAAUGCACACUCCAGACAGCCACAGACCCAAAGUUGGGCAUGCAACAGCAAGUUAUAGUCAUCUACCCGUUCCAGUUUCGCCAGUAAGAAACGGAUUGCAAGAUAUGGUAUUGCAAUCUAUCGAGCCUGCGUCUCCUGUUGUCCACAGAGAGCCUCAGCGCUUCGCUGAGGACCCUCGCGUCGUUUCCGGGCCCUUCCACAACCGUACAGGUUUUGUUUCACGUCCCGAAUCUCCUAGAGUCGUGAGUCAUGGUAAUGUGUUGGUAACAAGACGCCUUCAUAGUGCAGACUAUUCCUCUGGAACUCUUCAUGCGUACCCUAAUUCGUUUGCCCCAGCAAACCACCAUGUUCGAGGUGAGGACCCACGGCGCGUGCCAUCUGAGUACUAUCCAGACCAGCCGCCACCGUCAUUUAGGGCCUCAGGCCAACCUUCCCAGAAUCAACCUUGGCCGGUUCCUAGUGAAGGGACGGUGUACUAUAAUAGUGAUAAUUCUCUAAGGACCAGAACAAAUCCGAUUAUCAUUGAUGACGAUGAUCAUAUGCUUCGCAGACCUCGUCAAGUGGUUGGAGUGCAACGGCAUCCUGAUAGAGGUCACCCUGUUAGCACGUCAGGACAUGAGGAUUUCCACGGCGUUGUCCCUCGGGAAGAAGUGUACUUCCGAGAUGAGCCCCGAGUUGUAUUAACUGAUCUGCCGCCCACUCGACCUGGGAGCUUCUUUGAUUACCGCCGGCCUGUCAGCGAUUACAAUUCCGAAUUGCCCUCGUGUCACAAACCCAACAUGUCUGGGGCGGCAGCGCCUGAUUUACGCCAUCAUAUAGACGAUGCCGCCCCUGGUCCUGAACACAGACAUUACAAAGAGCGUAGCCAGCACUUGUAUGAACCGAGAGAGUGGUCUACACACGUCCCUCGGGAGGCUCGAGCUGCUGUUCCUGUCGGGCUGGCUCGCCCCGGAAUACAGCAUGGCGACGAUGAUCGUCAUUUUCAAGAAUAUUCGAAUAUUGCACCAAUUCCACACUCGCAGGACCGAUGGGAAAGGCAUGACCAUAGAUCAUAUGAGACAGCAGCGCUUCCGCCGCAGCGGAUACAGUAUCAGCAUGACUACCCCCCUCAGUUUGUAGCUACUCCUAGCCACGGUCCCUAUAUCGGAAGUCGCGGGUCACCGCAGUUUAUUCCCGAGCAACGGAUAAUCUGGGUGGAUCGUUGAUCUUCAGCGGCGUGCUGACUCGAGAUCGACAAGUUGAUGAAUUUGGCAACAUUUCUCUGAGUUCAUUAUCAGGGCCAACGAGUGGAUGGACAUGGAAUGAUACGGAGUUACGCUGUCGGUCGGUAUGGUUUCAACAGGACGGUAGCAUUUGAGAUACCCCCAUGUGGCAUUUUGCCAUUUUUUUCAAGUAUGAUUGCAUGGCAAGGCGUGGUCGGUACUGGUAUUACAGCAUUGAGUCAUAAAAGCGGCAAUAUGUUAGCCUUGCGGGCUAAGGAGUUUUAUGAAUGUAUAAUUGGCUUUUAGCUAUAUGGACUUGUAAACUUGGUUCGUUAUCAAGAACCUUUAUUACAAGUAUUAUAUGUAUACUUACGAAAAA
Messenger RNA from Daldinia caldariorum, 3444 nucleotides. RefSeq lists its product as uncharacterized. The transcript is spliced from 5 exons. The record is from RefSeq and is a predicted model, not a curated record. Bases 441 to 3068 code for a protein of 875 amino acids. Lineage: Eukaryota; Fungi; Ascomycota; Sordariomycetes; Xylariales; Hypoxylaceae.